AUGGGUUUCAACACGCUUUCAUGUCAGCUUUUGCUAGCUGCGGCGACUGCCUCCGCCAAGUGGAUCGUUCCAGGAGCGCGAUGGAGAGCUACUGACGGCACCCUUGUGAAUGCGCACGCGGGCGGUAUCACUGUGGACCAAGAGUCGGGCAAGUUCUUCUGGUUCGGCGAGUACAAGAUUGAGGGCCAGGAAGAGGGUGGUGGUGUUAGCGUAUACAGCUCUGAUGAUCUUGCGACAUGGGAGCCUCACGGUUUGGCCCUGGAGCCGAUUGAGGGCCAUCCCUACAUCUCCACGGAAGACAUCAUCCAAAGACCAAAGGUUGUAUACAGUGAAGGCACCGGCCAAUACCAUAUGUGGUGGCACGCCGAUAACUCCACCUACGGAGAGCUUCUUCAGGGUCUCGCUGUCUCAGACAACAUCACCGGCCCUUACAGCUUCGUCGAUGCUACGGCACCACUUGGCAACUGGUCACAAGAUUUUGGCCUUUUCGUAGACCAGAAAGACGGUCGAGCAUAUUCGCUAUACUCCAAUGGCGACCGUAGAGAAGGACGCGAUGUAUACUUGACCUCGUUCAACGAAAACAUCACUGCUCUUGAUGAAGUCGUUCAUCGUUUUGACAAGUACGAUUUGGAGGCACCAACAAUUGUGCAGACCGACAAGAGCUACUUCGCGCUGAUGUCGCACAAGACGGGAUAUCGCCCAAACAACGUUGUUGCUUUCCGUGCCGACUCGCUUGCAGGCCCCUGGUCUCAACCUUUCAUCAUCGCACCCUUGAACACCCGCACCUUCAACUCCCAAUCUGGCUUGAACCUUCGGAUCAACGGUACAAAGAAGACGACCUUUAUUUACAUGGGUGACCAAUGGGACUCCAACAGCCUUUGGGAAAGCAGAUACAUCUGGCUGCCGCUUGAAGUUGACGAAGAGAAGAAGUCUGUUGAGCUCAAGUGGUACGAUGUCUGGGAUCUCGAUGUUAAGACUGGAGAAGUCACAGCUAUCAACGGUACCACCUACUACGGCAAGAACGCUACUACCACUGGUGAUGCGUACCACCAAGAAGCCAAUUUUGGCAGCGACGGCGUCAUCGUUACUGGAAUCUAUGGCAACGACAGCAAAGUCACUUUCUCCAACAUCGAGGGCGCGGGCAAGCCCCAGUGGGUCUCGUUCUACUACCAGAACACUGAUGACAUGGGCUUUGGUGACCAACCCGGAGGCACACCUGACCGUAUCAACGGAACAUGGCAGCUUCGCCGUAUCUCGAGUGUCAUUGUUAAUAACAAGACCGAGGAGGUUGAGUCGCUGUACCAGAGGGAUACCCACAAGGGUAUCAUCCUGAGUACGCCACUCAUGCUGAACUUGGAGAAGGGUAACCACAACACUAUUACUAUUGGUGGUUUGGACAAUGGUAAGGAUGUGAAGGGUGCGGAUAUUGACCGCAUUGUGGUGUUCCCGCCUGAGGAGUAG
Molecule: messenger RNA, 1461 nt
Organism: Alternaria atra
Lineage: Eukaryota; Fungi; Ascomycota; Dothideomycetes; Pleosporales; Pleosporaceae
Exons: 3
Coding region: 1-1461 (486 amino acids)
Biological process (GO): carbohydrate metabolic process
Molecular function (GO): hydrolase activity, hydrolyzing O-glycosyl compounds
Source: RefSeq, a predicted model, not a curated record